Molecule: messenger RNA, 2461 nt
Organism: Myotis brandtii (Brandt's bat)
Lineage: Eukaryota; Metazoa; Chordata; Mammalia; Chiroptera; Vespertilionidae
Gene: ZNF706
Product: zinc finger protein 706
Exons: 4
Coding region: 28-258 (76 amino acids)
Source: RefSeq, a predicted model, not a curated record
AAAUGGAGCUGUUGUCCAAAAGCAGAUAUGGCUCGUGGACAGCAGAAGAUUCAGUCUCAGCAGAAAAAUGCCAAAAAGCAAGCCGGACAAAAGAAGAAACAAGGACAUGACCAAAAGGCUGCUGCCAAAGCUGCCUUAAUAUAUACCUGCACUGUCUGUAGGACACAAAUGCCAGACCCUAAGACCUUCAAGCAGCACUUUGAGAGCAAGCAUCCUAAGACUCCACUUCCUCCAGAAUUGGCUGAUGUCCAGGCAUAAAGUUGUUUACAGGUGAAUUCAUGACACCUUUGACUCUUCUACUGUCUCAGACCUUAGGUAACAAACCUGCAGCUGCUUUUCUAACAAACUGUUGAUCAGCAAAAAUAAAGGGGCUACAGAAACACUCAUUUUUAUGCUGUUCCCUUUUGGGCUUCAUGCAAAGACAAUUCUGUGUAAAUGUACAGUUGACUCUAAUUUGGAAAUCUGAAAAUCAGUCCAUCCUUGUUAUAAAAAAAAUUUUACAAUUGUAAUUAUAUUGAUGUUCAUAUUGUGUAAAAUAACUCAUUUAAUAAAGUAGUACUUUGAUUUUACAACAUCACAGGAUAAAUGGUUCUAGAAAUUCUGUUCUAACUUUCCACAUUAUUUGCCUUAUAAAAAUCUAAUGAAUUCAUCAGCUAGAAUUGUAAGCGCAAUUCUUAUCUCCCUCUCAGCUCAGUGGCAGGUUCGUUAAACUAGAGCAGACUCAUUCAUUAAAUUUGUGAACACAGUUUUAUUGGCAGCCGCUGAUCUAGAAGAAUGACUUACCUGCUGCCUUAGUAUAUUGCAAUCAUGUGUCAUUUUCCCCUCUGAUUGUUUCCUAUGUUUGAGGUUGGAAUAUUUCAAUUUGCUGUAUGACUUGGCUAUAGCUGCCAGCCAGGUACACCCUGUAGAUACAUGAUAAAUUUCUAAAGUGGUUAGAUCGUUAGUAAGCCCUUCUGAAAAACUAGGUUUUGAAGUAUGUGUCAUAAUGAAAUAAUCAGUAAGCCUAGUCAUUUAUUACAAAAUAUGAUGGAACAUGUGUGAAUUGGUAAAGAUUUAUCUUUUAUAAAUUAUUUUGGAUUCUUUGAAAAGGCUUCAAAUUCUUUCAUUUGAAAUUGAAACGCAUAAUUUUGGAGGAGUUUUUGGAAGUUAAUGAUUUGACCACUUCUAGAAUGAAUUUUGCAUUAACAGUAAGAUUGGAAUAACUUGUGGCUGGGUUAAUUCCCAGAACCUUCUUCCUCCUUUCCUUUUUGAGUCAUUGAUUUUAGGAGUUUACUUUGUGCUGCUUCCUAAAAUCAAAGACUGUGUACAAUAUGACUUCCGUCUGAACUAGAAAGUAUUAAAAUAGGCCAGUAUCUAGAUUGAUUUGAUUCCAGGGACGGGGAAAUGGGUUGGUUCAGAUGGAUGAGGUAAAUCCUACCCAGUUAAGGGAGACUAAUUUUAGGGUUCUUCUAAUUUGCUUUUGUCAGCUAUUAACUUUAUGAGUGAAACUGCUGUAACUCAGUUGAAAUUUUAAAGUUAAUAUAAUAGGAAGAACACUCAAAUAUUUCUUGGUAAUUGUUUAGAGCCACAAAUCUGAUCCUGUGGAUUAAAAAAUGCAUUCCCUCCUUGUGCUGCAACUCAUCACUGCAUUUGUUUUGUAGCUGUGCAUAUUCUGCCCACCUUGUUUGUCUUCACUGUAAGUUUAAAAUAAGAUAUUUUUAAGGAAAAUCGUCAGUGGUGAUAGUUUCUUAGCAAUUCCUAUUCUUAUACUAUUACUUUAAUGAUUUUUUCAUGUAUUUAAUUUCCUGAGUUCAGAUUUAAUAUGUUAUUUCCCUAUAUGUUGAUUACCAGAACAUUAGAGUUUGCCUAAUUGCUUGUGGUGGGUAUUAUAGAAGUUAUGGUUAAAUUACAAUUUAAAAGUUUUUUAAAGUGCUUUGAACAUAUGUAUCUUUAUGUUUAGCAACAAAUCACUUAAAAACCGCUUACAAGUUUUUGUUUAAUUUUUUUUCAUUUGUUUGACUCUAAUUCAGAAUAAAAGCUUUUUGUUCUUGUAUUUAACUCUUUUUUAUAAGCAGCUGAAGACAUCAUAUUUAAGUAUAUUUCAGUGAUGGGAAUAGCUGCAUUCUCAUCCUCUAUGUGAGGAUUAUUAGUACAAUCCCCUCUUUAUUGUGUUUGAGCUAAAUCUGCUAUAAAGGAGAAAUUAAAAUUCUUAACUAUCCUUGUUAUUCAAUUUGAAGAUUCUUUAACAGAUCCCAACAAAGUUUAUUAUAAAACUGUUAUGGUGUCUUCAAAGACUUGAUAAAAUACACUGAGAGAAUUGGUCCAUUGUAUUCUGUAUUUCCAUUAGUUGCCAAAAGGAAUGGGGUUAAGAUUAAACUUGUUUCCAUUCUCCUUCGUAUGGAUCUACAUCCCCUGUUUAACUGACACACUGGGGGCUCAGUUGUGUGCUGUAAUGUCUUAUUAAAAGAGAUAUUAAAGAAAA